AAAAUGAAAACUUUAAUUAAAAAACCUGGAAAGCCUAAAUCCUUGGCCAGCAUAGAGAAAAAGAAGAAGGUGGUAAAAACAGAAGAAAAGCCACAAAAAGUCAAGAAGCUAAAGAAAGUCCUAGAGGAAGUUGAAGCUGAGGUGGCGGAGGUGGAGGCCACCAAAAAGUCCAAGAAAAUCACCAAAAAGGACACAAAAGAUGCUGGUAAAAAGAAGAAGACGAAAAAAUCCCACAAGGAGGAGCUGGAAGGUUUGAAAGACAUCGAUCCGGAGUUUUAUGAUUUCUUAAAGAAGAAUGAUAAACAAUUGUUGGAAUUCAAUAUGUUGGACAGUGAUGAUGACGAAGAAGAUGAGGAGGUGGCACCAAAAAAAGAUGUAAAAACGAAAACAAACUCGAAAAAAGAGAAGAAAUCCAAAAAAUCCCAUGCUGAUGAUUCCGACGAUGACUUUUUAGAUGAUGAUGAAGAGGAUGACGAUGAAGAUAUGGAUGAUGACGACGAGGAGGAAGAUGAAAAGUUCCACAAACCUAAUGCUGAAUUGGAGGUGGCCAGUGAUGAAAGUGAUUUUGAAGGUGAUGAUGAUGCAGAAGCCGAUCAAUCCACAGAUGGUGUACAAAAAGUCACCCUGAAUCUUUUACGUCAAUGGCAAAUACAAUUGGAACAAGAUAAAAUACCGAUAGAAGUGGUACGCAAAGUGACGCAGGCUUUUAGUUCCGCAUUGGCCAGUAUUACCCCAGAUGCUGAUCAGGUGCCGUUGCCAUUUAAGGUAGUGGGUUCGGCUGCCUUUAAUGGUGUCAUCCAGCUGUGUGUGUUGCAUCUGCAGCCAGCCAUAUUGAGAUUUUUGGGCGUAAAAGAGAAAUCCAAUAUUCCCCUACAUAAAACUAAGAAGUGGAAUAAAGUUCGUGGUUGUUUGCGUUACUAUCUCACCGAUUUGAUUCGCCUUGUCGAACAAGUAUCCAGUCCAAAUAUUCUAUCGGUUCUGCUUAAACAUUUACAUCAAAUGGCCAAUAUGGUGGCGCCCUUCAGCACCCUGGGCAAGACAAUUUUGAAACGUUUAAUUGUUCUCUGGUCUACCGGCGAUGAAACUAUUCGCGUCGUGGCAUUUUUGUGCAUUUUGAAAAUUACCCGAAAUCAACAGGCCACCAUGUUGAAUCAUGUCCUGAAGGCCAUGUAUCUUUCCUAUGUACGCAAUUCGAAGUUUGUUUCCCCCAACACUUUGCCUUCCAUCAAUUUCAUGCGCCGUUCUUUGGUUGAAAUGUUCGCAUUGGAUUUGAAUACCACCUAUCAGCAUGCCUUCUUGUACAUCCGUCAGCUGGCCAUUCAUUUACGUAAUGCAGUUAUUCUCAAGAAAAAAGAUAGCUUCCAAGCUGUCUAUAAUUGGCAAUAUAUCAACUCAUUGCGUUUGUGGUGUGAUCUCUUGGGUCUAACUGCAGAUAAGCAACAAUUACAACCCUUGAUAUAUCCCUUGGUAACAAUUGCCAUUGGUGUUAUACGUCUAAUACCCACGGCACAAUAUUUCCCCUUGAGAUUCCAUUGUUUGCAGUCGCUGAUUGAAUUGGCCAAGAAUACACACACCUUUAUUCCCGUACUACCCUUGAUUCUUGAAGUUUUGCGCAGCAACACCUUUAACAAAAAACACAGUUCCGUAUCCAUGAAACCUUUACAAUUCACCUGCAUCCUUCGUCUGAAUAAGGGUCAAUUGGCGGAGAAUGGUUUCCGUGAUGAAGUGGUGGAACAGGUGUGUGGUUUGACAUUGGAAUACUUGGCAUAUGAAUCGAAUUCAUUGGCAUUCUGUGAUUUGGCAGUGCACACGGUGACGGCUCUAAAGUCAUACCUCAAGGAUUGCCGCAAUGCCAAUUAUUCACGUAAAAUUAAACAGUUGAUCGACAAAAUUGCCGAGAACUCCAAAUUCAUUGAACAAGAACGUCGUAAAAUAUCCUUUGGCCUUAAGGAUACCGAUCAGAUACGUGCCUGGGAGACACAGGUGCGUAAUAAGGGCACACCUUUGGAUAUCUACUACAAUGCUUGGGUUAAGACCCAUGAAACAAAAAAGAGACGUCAAGCUGCCCAAGCGGACACCGUCAAUGAUGAUUAUGAUUUGCCCGUUAUCAAGAAGCCCACAAAGAAACCAAUGUCUAUUAAAAAUGAAAAUGGCGAAGUGGAACUGUUCCCUUCAGAUUCUGAAGAUGAUGAAGGUGUUGCCAAAUUACCGGGAGUUGGAGAUAGUGAUGAUGAGAUGGCUGAGGAGAAACCCAAGAAGAAAACUAAGAAGGACAAAGCAACGAAGAAGGUUAAAAAGCCAGUUGCUGAACAAGAAGUUGAUAUACCCGUUGAAGAACCCGAUAAUGAAGAAGUGGAUAUUGUUAAAGAUUUGGAUAUGGAUGAUUGGUAGAUUUA
Messenger RNA from Musca vetustissima, 2396 nucleotides. It is a transcript of the gene Noc2, whose product is annotated as nucleolar complex protein 2 homolog. The transcript is spliced from 3 exons. Gene Ontology annotation, molecular function: transcription corepressor activity; histone binding. Gene Ontology annotation, biological process: negative regulation of transcription by RNA polymerase II; ribosomal large subunit biogenesis. Bases 4 to 2391 code for a protein of 795 amino acids. The record is from RefSeq and is a predicted model, not a curated record. NCBI's taxonomy places the organism in Eukaryota, Metazoa, Arthropoda, Insecta, Diptera, Muscidae. Gene Ontology annotation, cellular component: nucleoplasm; nucleolus; Noc1p-Noc2p complex.